UGAUCUUUCAAAGUGCUACCUAUGUUAUAACAUUAAGUUAUUACGUGUUCUAGAAAGCGAUAGGAAGUAAAUUUUCAUAAAUUGUCAUUUGGGUAUCAACUUUUAUUUACGACUUUACUGUUUACAUUGACCAUCAUGGCUGCCAAGGCUGCACUUCUUAUGAGAGUUGUUUCUGCCUCAGUAGCAGUUUCAAACAGAGCUUGUCAAAUCAUUAGAGACGUGCUUAAGAAAGGAGAAUUGGGGAUUGUCGAAAAGGGUAAAAAUGAUUUUCAAACAGAAGCAGACAGAUCUGCACAGAGAUGUAUCAUAGCCUCACUACACAAACAGUUUCCCAAAGUCUCUAUAUUUGGAGAAGAGGCAUUAGAUCCAUCAGAAAAAAUUCCAGAAGAAAUGUUGGAAUUGGGAUUUUCAGAUGAAGUUCUUGCUCAUGACUGUCCUGAAUAUCUCAAAGAUGUAAAAGAUGAAGAAAUAGUUAUAUGGGUAGAUCCUGUUGAUGGAACAGCAGAGUAUACACAGGGCUUAUUAGAUCAUGUGACCUGUUUAAUUGGUAUAUCAGCUAGAGGUCAUUCAGUAGCAGGCAUCAUUAAUCAGCCAUUUUAUAAUUAUAAAGCUGGACCAGACGCAGAAUUAGGCAGAUGUAUUUGGGGAAUCAUUGGUUUAGGGUCUUUUGGAUUCACUAGAGAUGUGUUACCUAAAGAUGAAUUCAUUGUUACAACCUCUAGAUCCCAUUCUGACCGACUUGUAACAGAAACAGUCGAGGCUUGUGAGCCUACAAGUGUGGUGAGGGUAGGAGGAGCUGGUCACAAAGUGUUAUUGCUGAUAGAAGGGAAAGUCCAUGCAUAUGUUUUUGCCAGUAAAGGAUGCAAGAAAUGGGACACAUGUGCCCCAGAGUCUGUUUUGGCAGCAGUUGGUGGACGUUUAACUGAUAUGCAUGGUAUAAAAAUGUCAUACGGUGCAGGAGUUCAACGCAAAAAUACAGGUGGAAUUCUUGCUACUUCUGUUUCAGAUCAUGACUAUAUUGUCAACAAAGUUCCCGAACAUGUGAAAGAAGUUUUUGAUAAAAGCGUUGAGGCCGAAGAUUGGCCUGAGUUUGAAUUAGCCAGAAUACAGCACAUGAAUAAUAAAGAUGUUGACCAAGGUGUCAAAAGAAAGAAAACAGAUACACCAGAUUCUGAUUCUAGCCGAUCUUCAAAAAGUGACUUGUUAGCUGAUGAAACUCUUGAUACCAAGCUUUAGAUAAUUAAAAUGUCUAGGUGUUUAUUUUAUAAAUUUAGGGAAAUUUAAUUCAUUAUGUAGGAUCAUUUUAUAUAUAGAUUAUAGUAAAUGUACUAAACAGAGAAUAGCUUUAGUGAUGCAGUGCAUCAUAAUCAUUGUUACAAUAUAAGAAAAUAUAGACUAUUUUUACUUCCAUUGUUUUUGCAUAUUCUAAUUUUAUUAUUGUUGUAUAAAUAUACUAUGAAUGUAUUGGCAAGUUAUUUUUUCUUAGGUAUUUGUUGUUCUGUAUAAAUUUUGUUUAUUUAUUUGUAUAAGAGUUGUUAGUUUUCUAAUUUUUUAUUCAAAUGAAGAUAAAUAUAAAGGUAGAUAUCAUUUUUAUACGACAGCAAAUUU
Mytilus trossulus (common blue mussel) is the source of this 1608-nucleotide messenger RNA. RefSeq names its product 3'(2'),5'-bisphosphate nucleotidase 1-like. The record is from RefSeq and is a predicted model, not a curated record. Lineage: Eukaryota; Metazoa; Mollusca; Bivalvia; Mytilida; Mytilidae. The coding region runs from base 136 to 1236 and encodes 366 amino acids. Gene Ontology annotation, molecular function: 3'(2'),5'-bisphosphate nucleotidase activity. The transcript has 7 exons.